Messenger RNA from Exophiala mesophila, 1667 nucleotides. RefSeq lists its product as uncharacterized. NCBI's taxonomy places the organism in Eukaryota, Fungi, Ascomycota, Eurotiomycetes, Chaetothyriales, Herpotrichiellaceae. Bases 11 to 898 code for a protein of 295 amino acids. Gene Ontology annotation, biological process: protein transport to vacuole involved in ubiquitin-dependent protein catabolic process via the multivesicular body sorting pathway. Gene Ontology annotation, molecular function: protein binding. The transcript has 3 exons. The record is from RefSeq and is a predicted model, not a curated record. Gene Ontology annotation, cellular component: ESCRT-0 complex.
UGUGGCACCAAUGCUGGCUGUCCACGCCGUCCAAACCCAGACAGCCGCAGUUCCUCAAUUGCACCCUCGCCUCCAACACCUCGUUUCCUAUUCUUCCAUCCACAACACCUCAUCACCUCUCUGCCGUGGGCAACCUUUUUCCUUCUUUCAUCCCUCUUUGCGACCUGCUUUCGCCUUGAUUUUAUUCUGCCACGCGUCAAUUGGAUUUUACAACCACGUUACCAUGGCCACCGAGGCCUCAAUCGCCCUCACCAAUCGAUCCCUCCGUACCAUCCGCACAGAAUUGGAAUUUCUCGCAGACUCUGCAAUCAUCUCUCCAGACCAGCUUUCCUCCAUUCUGUCACAACUACCCGCCCAGACCCCCCUACAUGCUCCUUUACACGCCCCCAUUCAAAAUGGCUCAUCCAACACCCCCGUCGAACAGUUUUCCAACAUGUCUAUGAAGGAGCAAUACGCCCCAGUCCCUACUCCUGCUCCUCUACCUCCUCCAGCAUACGUGCCUGUCCCUCAGAUUCUUUCCAUCGCUUCCGCUUUAUACGCAUAUUCUCCCACAGAUGCCGGAGACUUGGCAUUGCAGCCUGGAGAUCGGAUCCAGGUGUCAGAACACAUGAACAACGACUGGUGGAGAGGUCGAAAUGAACGCACAAAUUUGGAAGGAAUCUUUCCACGAAGUUAUGUCAACGUGAUCGAGGAAAAGGCGCGGCCUCCAAUGAUGCCUGGAUCUUCAGACUAUGGCAACAUGCCUCUUCAAUUGACCCAGUCUGGAACAGGACCUGACGGCCGGAAAUACAGCAAACUUGAAGAGCAAGGCAAGAAGUUUGGUAAAAAGAUGGGCAAUGCCGCCAUCUUUGGUGCUGGAGCAACAAUCGGCAGCAACAUUGUCAACGGCAUAUUCUGAUGAAUCCGUCAGGUGUUCGUUAUGUUUCAACAUCAGCCUCGAUCGGCUACGACUAUGACUUGGGUAGACACUAUGCACCACGCGGAUAGGGAGACAUGAUGGAUUCUGUCGGCAUGUGCGUUGACAGACUGGUUGCUAUAAUGGAAGAGAGUAUUUGGCCUUUGAGCACAAUUCGACGACCACACCGAACUGAAUCAAACCACACCGAGCCACCGGGAUGUUUUUUUGUGCAUGGGAUUUGGCGUUGGGCAGUCAUGGGAUUUUUAUCAGGGACGAUGGACUGGGUCAUCAAAAUCGAAAUGCGGAGUCCAGCACGAGUCUGGCCACACAGCGUCUUCUCGUUUCACCACUUUUACAGGGUACCGGCCUUAUUUCCUUUGUAUCUAUUAGACACCUCUUGAGAGAUAUUGUCUCAUUCGAUCGACAACACUUGCGUCUUUAUGGCAACCUGGCCUAUAUUUUCCUUUGGCAAGCCAAAUUGCUUCUGCUUGUCUUAUAACAGCGCUCAGUGUUGAUUGUGGCAAGCACGUUGCCCAAAAAACAGAAGAAGAGGAUUGAGGUCAAUGUGGAGGUCUAUAACAUGCAAUUGCAACAAGGUAGAAUGAGUUCCACCACGUGCAGUGGAGAAUAGAAUGGUUUGCCCUCGCGGUAAUUUCUCAAGAAAAUGCGACGCUUUUUCAGGAGUCCCCUUGCGAUGCCGCCCUUUUCCCCCUCCAAUCAUUCUCUGCCUCUCCCGAGUACUGAUGUCGUCUACGUCAGUCCUCAGCAU